Messenger RNA from Alosa sapidissima (American shad), 2311 nucleotides. It is a transcript of the gene cab39, whose product is annotated as calcium binding protein 39. The transcript is spliced from 8 exons. The record is from RefSeq and is a predicted model, not a curated record. Gene Ontology annotation, molecular function: protein serine/threonine kinase activator activity. Gene Ontology annotation, biological process: intracellular signal transduction. The coding region runs from base 1 to 1008 and encodes 335 amino acids. Lineage: Eukaryota; Metazoa; Chordata; Actinopteri; Clupeiformes; Clupeidae.
AUGCCGUUCCCCUUUGGGAAGUCCCACAAGUCUCCAGCAGACAUCGUGCGGAACCUGAAGGAGAGCAUGAGUGUGUUAGAGAAGCACCCACCACCGGACAAGAAGGCAGAGAAGGCGUCGGAGGAGGUGAGUAAGUCGUUGGUGGCGAUGAAGGAGGUUCUGUACGGGACGGCGGAGAAGGAGGUGCAGACGGAGGGGGUGGCGCAGCUCUCCCAGGAGCUCUACAACAGCGGCCUCCUCUACACCCUCAUCGCAGACCUGCAGCUCAUCGAUUUUGAGGGGAAGAAGGAUGUGGCUCAGAUCUUCAACAACAUCUUGAGGAGGCAGAUCGGCACUCGCACUCCUACUGUAGAGUACCUGUGCACCCAGCAGAACAUCCUCUUCAUGCUGCUGAAAGGGUACGAGAGCCCGGAGAUCGCGCUGAACUGCGGUAUGAUGCUACGUGAGUGUGUGCGUCAGGAGCCUCUGGCCAAGAUCACGCUCCACUCUCCUCACUUCUAUUGCUUCUUCACCUACGUGGAGAUGUCCACCUUCGACAUCGCCUCCGACGCCUUCACCACCUUCAAGGACUUGCUGACGCGACACAAGCUGCUGAGUGCUGAGUUUCUUGAGCAGAACUACGAUAGGUUCUUCAGUGAAUAUGAGAAACUUCUUCAUUCUGAAAACUAUGUGACAAAAAGACAAUCUCUGAAGUUGUUAGGUGAGCUGCUAUUGGAUAGGCAUAACUUCACCGUGAUGACCCGUUACAUCAGUAAAGCUGAAAACCUCAAACUCAUGAUGAACCUCUUGCGAGACAGGAGCCGCAACAUCCAGUUUGAAGCCUUCCACGUCUUUAAGGUGUUUGUGGCCAAUCCCAACAAGCCUCCAGCCAUCCUGGACAUUCUGGUGAAGAACCAGAGCAAGCUGGUGGACUUCCUGUCCCGUUUCCAGGCCGACCGCACCGAGGACGAGCAGUUCAACGACGAGAAGACCUACCUCAUCAAACAGAUCCGAGAACUACGCCGCUAACACACACACACACACACUCCUCAUCAAACAGAUCCGAGAACUACGCCGCUAAUACACACACACACACACACUCCUCAUCAAACAGAUCCGAGAACUACGCUGCUAACACACACACACACACACACUCCUCAUCAAACAGAUCUGAGAACUACGCCGCUAACACACACACACACACACACACACACACACACACACCUCAUGAAACAGAUCCGAGAGCUACGCCGCUAACACACACACACACACACACACACACACACACACACACACUCCUCAUCAAACAGAUCCGAGAACUACGCCACUAACACACACACACACACACACACACACACACACACACACACACCCUUAAACUGAUCCAAGAACUACGCCGCUAAGACACACACAUACACACACACUCCUCAUCAAACUGGUCCAAGAACCACGCCGCUAACAGACACACACACACACACACACACACUUCAUUAAACUGAUCCAAGAACUACGCCGCUAAGACACACACACAUACACACACACACACACAACACACAUACUCUCCUAAUCAAACUGAUCCAAGAACUACGUCGCUCACGCACACACACACACACACACCUCUAGAGAACAGGCUAACGUACACACACAUAAACACACACAUGCGUCUGCACACUCAUUAUUAAAACAUCAUAAACACUCUAAGCAUGUACUUACUAACAUGAACAUAAUUAAGUCCCACCAGCCACACACACACACACACACACACACACACACACACACACACACACACACACACACACACAGAGACUCCUACGGCGUGUGACUGGAUUGUGCUGGUUUGGGCUACGCUGAAGGGUUGUGUGGAGAAACGCCGCCCCCUGGUGACCGAGCUUUCCCACUGCAGAGAAAAAGACUCCAAUGCUGCCUCUCACCCCUCACCAACAUGUGGACAACACACACAUGCACACACACACACUCACAUUCUCACACACACACACACACACACACACACACAGUCACAUAAACACUAUCACACAUACACUUGCAUUCACACUGGACCUUGCACACACAAACAAACACACACACUCUCCAUCACACAUCUCACACUCACAUUGCUCUUUGUGUAUGCCUGUUAACCUGCCAACUUGUAUGUGUAUAGAACUGUGUGUGUGUGUGUGUGUGUACACGUUCUUGGCGGGGUGGGGGGUUCCUUGGAAAAUGGAGAAACUUGUACAUAAUGCCUUUUUGUUUUGCUUUAGACUUUGUUGAACCUGUUUUGUUGACAUAUGGAAAAAGAUAUAAUAUUAUAUUAUACAUACCCCAGACCAUGAAA